ACGACGCCGACCACGACAUGACUCUGUCCUGCGCCGUCGCCAGCUCCUCUCGCAGUAUAGCUGCAACGUCAAGGUCGCUAUGCGGUACAUGCCAGCCUGCUAGACCAUUGGUCCAAACGCGUCUCGUAUCGUCUUCACCGUACGGUCGUACGCACGUCUGGAAACGUCGUCCAAACAAACUGCCCAAUCCUAUCGUUCCCCAAUUUCCGCAGAAAGUAGUACGCUCGGACGGAUCAACCUUCAUUCACUGGACAACGUCUCCCCGUUCACUUAUCCGCCUAACUCGCGAUGUUACCAAUAAUCCUUUAUGGAACACGGCUAUGAUGAGAGCGCAAGGCGCUGAGGAGGAGAGUGAGACCACCGGACGGCUCGGCAGAUUCAGCAGGAGAUUUGGGGGAGGCGCGCAGGAAGGGGUCGUGGACUGGGAGAAUUUCAGCGAGCUGGCAGAGAGCGAGAAGGCUUCCGCAGGUGCGGGCGACCCGAAAGCUAGCAAGUCGUGAUGACUUCCAGUGGCUACCACGGAUUCCCGGCCGUUCUACAUUAUAUCUGGAUCUUCUUGUCAAAGGCAUAUACCGUCAUAAUGGUACGCAUACGGGACACGCUCAGGGCAAUGCAACGUCGGGACUUUUCCUUUCCUUACCGAGUCGAUGGAAAUGCAUGCGCACGCCUCAAAGUUCUCGCAUCUCCGUCGGUUUUAUCUCAAACGCUAUG
Gloeophyllum trabeum ATCC 11539 is the source of this 711-nucleotide messenger RNA. RefSeq lists its product as uncharacterized. Lineage: Eukaryota; Fungi; Basidiomycota; Agaricomycetes; Gloeophyllales; Gloeophyllaceae. Gene Ontology annotation, molecular function: structural constituent of ribosome. The transcript has 2 exons. Gene Ontology annotation, biological process: mitochondrial translation. The record is from RefSeq and is a predicted model, not a curated record. The coding region runs from base 18 to 500 and encodes 160 amino acids. Gene Ontology annotation, cellular component: mitochondrial large ribosomal subunit.